Messenger RNA from Plenodomus lingam JN3, 1989 nucleotides. The record is from RefSeq and is a predicted model, not a curated record. Lineage: Eukaryota; Fungi; Ascomycota; Dothideomycetes; Pleosporales; Leptosphaeriaceae.
AUGCCUAUCUGUAUGAGAUUGGUGGUAUGGAUUUAUUUCGACUUUUGGCCUGUAGGCAAAUUUGGGUUUGAGAGCGGGCUGCUAGGUGUGCUGACACUCAUACUGGCCUUGGAACCUAGCUAUCCUUGGCCAGCGGGGCGUAUUAGCCGUGAGGUACUGUCCAUAUCCGGCUCUGUAUCAGGCGUUUCGCACCUACAAUCCUGCUUGAUUACCUACCCUCUGCGCUCGCGGUACGAGCGAAAUGAUAAAUCAAGGCCGCCCAAUAUUCCGAAAUGGCGUACCGUACGUCGUGCUCGGUUGAGCUAUGGUAGAGAGCUGUUUUACAGAAAGCAUCCGGCUCAGGUCAUAACACCUAUAGCUUCCAGUAGCAGACACUUGAUCAGCAUCGACAGCGCCCGUCUCAGAACCAGAGGCAAAUUCAAAGCGUGUCGACCUUCAAACGCGAUCCCAGCUGUUUCGGAAGCGCGUUACGCGUGCACUCCUCGCGACCAGCCUGGUACGAACGGUACGGUAGCUCCGCCAAUCCACCGGGUCGAUAUGCUACGCAACGCGCCAGAGAACUGUCAGCAUACCUUACCAAGUACAUCUCUCGAACUUGACCACGGUCUAAUCACGUACGAGGAUGCCGCGGACUCUGAAGACAACGUCAUCAACCAGUUGGCAUACUUCAAAAAGACUAAGGAGUUACUCAACCAUCUUUGGGAGCAGAGACGGUCAAUCGAAGCGCUCGUCGCACACCAUCUUGACCUAAGCCAGAAUGAAGCUUGCAUUGUACAAGACCAGCGCACAUGGAUUCGAGGUGGCUUCAAUGCCUGCAUACCAGCUGUAGUGAAGUCUAGGAACGAAACCAGGAAGGUUAUUAUGCGCUGUCCAAUGCCGCACAAGCUCGCUGAAGCUAGAUAUCCUGGGACGGCAGACGAAAAGCUAAGUUGCGAGGUUGGAACAUAUGCAUGGAUGCAGGAAAACUCUCCUAAUGUCCCAAUUCCUCAUUUAUUUGGGUUUGGCUUCUCGAACGGUCGCCAUUACACGCACGCUGUUCAUCGACCUUUCUAUAUCCGUUUUGUCAAUAUCGUCCGGCGAUGUCUCCUCAACUUCUUCCGAUAUCCUCUUGUUUCGCAUUAUACCUCUAACCCAACCGCCUAUAGCCUACACACGGGAUACAUGAUUCUUGAAUUUAUUGGCCCAAGCAGGGGACAGAUGCUCUCCAAUUCAUGGAAAGGGAUUCAAGAAGAUCCAAUUCGGAGGGAAAAAUUUGUUUCGGGACAUCGCUCGUGUUCAUUCCGAUACCAUGAUGACGGCACGGUAUCAUUAUCGAACCGGCCACUCUCCUGCACGACUAUCAUAUUGGAAAAUAAUAGGGCACCGAGGGUAAUCCAGAGGAGCGAUACAUACACAUGCACUGACGCUUUUGUGUCGGAUAUGCUCACAUUCCACGACCAACGCUUCCUCAGCCAGCCAAACGCAGCUUAUGACGAGGAGGACUGCCGUGGUCAAAUGACAGUACACACCCUACUCCGGGCGCUUUCACACCAUUUUAUAAGACGGGAGAGGCGCAAUGGGCCGUUCAUACUGCAGCUUACUGAUUUCCAUGCUAGCAAUAUUUUUGUUGACCAAGAAUGGAACAUCACAGGCCUUAUUGACCUAGAAUGGGUAUGCUCACUACCCAUAGAGAAACUCACAGUGCCCUACUGGCUCACUGGUAGAGGAGUUGACCAGAUAGAGGGAGAGCAUCUUGACGAAUUUAAUGGAGCGCGAGAGGAGUUUAUGCGUAUCUUUGAGGACGAAGAGCAAAAGACAAGAUCGAGCAAACGGCAUGAUAUUUCACUAGCAAUGGCUAUGAAUGACAUGUGGGAAUCAAAAGGAGUGUGGUUUUGGUAUUGUAUAGAAUCGGUGAACGCGAUGUACUCGCUUUUUGAGUGUCAGCUCUGCGAGCGGUUCUCAGGUAGCCUGUCCACAAAAACUGAGGAGUUCGUAUCAAAAUUCUGGUGA